Lindgomyces ingoldianus is the source of this 1243-nucleotide messenger RNA. RefSeq lists its product as uncharacterized. NCBI's taxonomy places the organism in Eukaryota, Fungi, Ascomycota, Dothideomycetes, Pleosporales, Lindgomycetaceae. The record is from RefSeq and is a predicted model, not a curated record. Gene Ontology annotation, biological process: secondary metabolic process. The coding region runs from base 221 to 1243 and encodes 340 amino acids. The transcript has a single exon.
UGCUAGUCGCAAUUUCCUGAAUUCGUCCUGAUCUCUCUCCACAGCCUGCUAUUUUCCUCCGUUCAGCUUCGGACGAAUCGCGCACAAGGGUGAAGCAUCUCCUAACGCCAGCCAUUUGUAUGCGAAAUUCUCAGUGUGGUUAAAUAUUUGGAUAUUCUCUCAUUUACUCCUCAUCAUCCACUAUUGUUAGUCCGCGAGCCCUCAAAACUGGUCCGUAGAGAUGGUUUCUCUUACAGCAGUUCAAACUCACAACGCCACUCUCAAGUCGCUCUCCUCAGGCCUCGUCGCUGUGUUUGUGGGAGGCACAAGUGGCAUUGGUCUCUAUACGGCUCGAGAAUUUGUUCGCAAUACUAAAGCCCCUCAUAUCUACCUCAUCGGUCGCAAUCAAGUCGAGGCUACCCGUAUUAUUGACGAGCUGCACGAGCUGAAUCCCUCUUCCAAACUUAAUUUUAUUAAAAGCGACGUUUCCCUGCUCAGAAAUGUGGACGAAGUAUGCAAAGAGAUCAAAGAGAAGGAGAACAAGGUCAACCUGCUAUUCAUGACAGUGGGGUAUCUCACACUCAAGGGACGGGAUGAGACCGAGGAAGGCUUGGAUCGCAAGUUCUCACUCCACUACUAUGCUCGAAUGCGCUUCGCCCAAAAUCUGACCCCGCUGCUGAAUUCUGCCGCGAACGAUAUGGGUCCCAAUGCGAGACUCGCUAGGGUGGUUUCGGUCCUGGAUCCGCAGCUUGGAUUGAAGCUUGUGCCCAAUUUCUCGGAUCUCUCCCUAAAGAAUAGCUUCUCUCUCAAGAACUGUGGUAUUCACGCGAGCGCAAUGAACAACUUCGCUCUUGAGCAUCUUGGGAACAUGCACUCUAAUAUCUCCUUCAUCCAUGCGUUUCCAUCGGGCGUGAAUACCGGGGCAGCAAGAGGCAUGGGGCAGGUGUGGCUCAACGUGUUGAAAGUAGCUACGGUACUACUGAAGCCAUUCAUGGUCGAUCCUACGGAGAGUGGGGAACGUCAUUUAUUCGCCUCCACGGCACCUCGAUUCGCGCCAAAAGCGAAGGGAGACGGGAUGGAUGAAUUAGCAACUGGGAGUGAUGGAAAAAGUGGAAGCGGAGCUUAUUUCGUAAGUUGGAACGGCGAAGUCUUUGGUGAAAGCAAGAAGAUGGAGAGUAUGAGGAAUAAUGGCGCGAGAGAAAAGAUUUGGGAGCACACAGAAGAGGUGUUUAGGAAGAUAUGCAAAGGGAAGGAUAAAUACUAA